GUGGUCUCACUGGCAAAGCCUCAAUCUUCCCUGGGGACUUGAGAGGUGUCAAGAGAUUUUUGGCCAGUACGCCACAACUCUAGGUGAAGGUCAUGAUACUAGUGAAGCACGCGAUGCCUUGCGCCUCGCUAUUGUGACUGGCUGCCCAGGAUUUUUGCAGGCAACCGACGUUGCAUUGAUCUGGGAUGGUGUUUUCGACUGGAAGGAGGACUCGCGUACCAUGGACGACUUUAAUUGGCUUUGUGGACUUCCUGGUACACUUCCGGAAGUCCGAAACGAGGGACUUCGAUGCCAUGGGAGAUGCGCUGCUCGCAUUGAGUGCCAUGCGGGAUCUGGGAAGUGACACCAGACGUGACAAUUACCUUGACGCCAUCAUCUUCGCCAUGGAAGCAGAUAAACCAUCCCGGCUUCGUCACACGGCCCUUCGAGCUAUGUUCGAUGCCCGUUUUAAACUAGUGGAGAUAGUUGAGAAGGAGAAGGGAGAAUUUCGGGAGAAAUUAUUAAAGGAGCUCGCGCCAGCUCUCUUCACCACAACCAAACCUAUUGCGCCACAGCGCUCUGACGAUGAUGAUCCAGACACGGUCUUUAAUCCCAGACGUGACGACUGCUAUCUACGACUAAUUCUCACUCUGGCAAAGCAACGUGAUUGGCGUGCUCAUUUAGUGACAGCCGGUCACAUAGAGCGAUGCACAUCUCUGCUAGACCACGUCAUCAUGAACUCGACGUUGUCCGUCACAACUCAUUCUUACUAUCUUGCAGCCAUAUUGAUACGGAUGAACCCCUCGGGCGUUUAUCGAAGCUCGUUAAGGCGGGCUACCCUGACCUCUGCUCUGGAUUCUGAACCUACGAACAAGGAAGAAUGUCGUCUCACUACAAACCUUGCAGGCAACCUCCCCGCAGCCCCAGAGGUUCUUGCUCCACCGGGCUUUCCGGACAAUGUAUCCGAGAAGGAAUGGUGGGAUCUGCUCAAAGGAGCAUGGUGGGCGAUGCGUUGGAAUGACCUCUACCUCGAGACAGAAGCAGCUGAGGCACUACCUGGCAUUGUCACAUACACUCUCGAUCUCCUGGAAACACCGAGCGCUCGAUAUGAUACGGGGGGCCUCGUUCGAUCGGUGGAUCGGAUAUACGAGAUGCUCGAUAAAGAUGAAGCGAAGUCGGAAGUUUGUCGCUCUAUUACGUAGCGAGGCACGAGCGGAGGAAAUAGAGCUAAGUCUUUGAGCGAACGGUAAGCGAGACGUUAGCACUUCUUGCUUCUGCGCCACGACGAACCGUUCACAUCGUGCACUUCGUCGACACAGC
Suillus plorans is the source of this 1299-nucleotide messenger RNA. RefSeq lists its product as uncharacterized. The transcript has a single exon. The record is from RefSeq and is a predicted model, not a curated record. NCBI's taxonomy places the organism in Eukaryota, Fungi, Basidiomycota, Agaricomycetes, Boletales, Suillaceae. Bases 186 to 1181 code for a protein of 331 amino acids.